CCCGGCGUCCCCCGCGCGGCGGGUGAGAGGUCGCGGCGGCGCCGAGUCCAUGGCGGUGGCCGUGACGGCGGCUUGAGGCGGCACCGGCUCCCUUCCCACCCUCCGACCAUGCACAGCCUGGCCACGGCCGCGCCUGUGCCAACAGCACUGGCUCAGGUUGACCGUGAAAAGAUCUACCAAUGGAUCAAUGAGCUGUCCAGCCCCGAGACACGGGAGAAUGCACUGCUGGAGCUGAGCAAGAAGCGCGAGUCUGUGCCUGACCUCGCCCCAAUGCUGUGGCACUCAUUUGGCACAAUUGCAGCACUCCUUCAGGAAAUUGUAAAUAUUUACCCAUCAAUCAACCCUCCGACUUUGACAGCCCAUCAGUCCAACAGAGUCUGCAAUGCUUUAGCUCUACUACAGUGUGUUGCAUCACACCCUGAAACGAGAUCAGCUUUUCUGGCAGCUCAUAUUCCUCUCUUCCUGUACCCCUUCCUGCACACAGUCAGCAAGACCCGUCCGUUCGAGUACCUGCGGCUCACAAGCCUCGGAGUCAUUGGGGCCUUGGUGAAAACUGACGAGCAAGAAGUGAUAAAUUUCUUAUUGACAACAGAAAUUAUCCCCCUGUGCUUACGUAUUAUGGAGUCUGGAAGUGAGCUCUCCAAAACGGUUGCUACGUUUAUUCUUCAGAAAAUCCUCCUGGAUGACACAGGGCUGGCAUAUAUCUGUCAGACUUAUGAGCGGUUUUCCCAUGUUGCCAUGAUACUGGGUAAAAUGGUCCUGCAGCUCUCCAAGGAGCCAUCGGCACGGCUGCUGAAACAUGUUGUCCGCUGCUAUCUUCGCCUUUCUGAUAACCCCAGAUGUAGGGCACGUGAAGCUCUCAGGCAGUGCCUUCCUGACCAGCUGAAGGACACCACCUUCGCCCAGGUCCUGAAGGAUGACACCACCACAAAACGCUGGCUGGCUCAGCUUGUCAAGAACCUGCAAGAGGGUCAAGUCACUGACCCACGGGGCAUCCCUCUUCCUCCGCAAUGACUGCUGGGGGAGGUGGGGCACUGGGGAAGAAACAGCUCAGGUUUACAAAGAACCAGGAACAGGUGACCUCUUCUGCAACAAACUGGGCACGCCAACUGGCUGCCGGCCUGUCGGACCAUCCCACCCAGCCAAAGGGCUGCUCUGUAGCGGUGCAGCAAGCCUCCGGGGAUCCCAACACCAGCAAAUGCUGAUACUACAGCUUCAAAAAAAAAAAUCAAUAAAAACAAUCUGUAUAGAUCCCAGUCUCUCCGGGAGGCUUGGGUGGCAUCUCUUCCCCCACCUCCAGGCAGGGGGUAGUGCAGAUGUCCACUCUUCCAGCAAACUCAGCCUCCGCCCUAGUGGUGCAUGACAGCAGGUAUGCGCGCCACGUCCCUCCAGUUCCUUGUCACUUCUUGUUUACAUGUCUGUUUAGAUGAGUGAACUGAAUAAAAGCUGAUCCAGUUUUAUCCCUUC
Molecule: messenger RNA, 1467 nt
Organism: Parus major (Great Tit)
Lineage: Eukaryota; Metazoa; Chordata; Aves; Passeriformes; Paridae
Gene: CNOT9
Product: CCR4-NOT transcription complex subunit 9
Exons: 8
Coding region: 109-1014 (301 amino acids)
Biological process (GO): mRNA catabolic process; negative regulation of translation
Cellular component (GO): CCR4-NOT complex; P-body; CCR4-NOT core complex
Source: RefSeq, a predicted model, not a curated record